AAGUUAACAUGGGCAUUUCAGCCAACCGGCCUUAUCAAUAACCCCUUAUAACACCCCUCCCUUGGAGGGGUGAAGCAUUCGCUAGGUGGUAUAGAUGGCAAGUUUCUUCUGAAGUAUCAGGAGACUGGCUAUCAAGUUUCCACUGUGAAUGAUUGAAUAGCACAACAGGCGAAAAAUACAUGGUAUGCUGAAGUGUUUGAAUCAUGACUUACGACCUUGUCAUAACUAAUGGCACAUGUGUAACCGCAUCUGAUAUCGCGGCAUUGGACAUUGCUAUUCAGAAUGGGAAGAUUGCGCUCCUAGCUCCGUCGGGCUCGUUGGCGGGUGCAUCCGCCGUACAGGUGAUCGACGCCGAAGGAGGAUACAUCACGCCAGGAGGAAUCGACUGCCAUGUCCAUCUUCAAGAGCCGGCCAUGUUUGGCGGGAAAGGAAGGUCUGCCGACAAUUAUGAGUCUGGUACCCGUUCGGCCAUCGCCGGCGGAAACACAACCAUCAUAGCCUUUGCGCCGUUGCAAAAGGACGAAAUAUCUCCGCUAGCUGCAGUUCAUGCGACACAUGCCCUCGCACGGGGUAAUUGCUACUGCGAUUACAGCUUCCAUCUCCUCAUGGGCAACGCAAGCGCGACAGCACUCCAGGAACUCCCCCGGUUGAAGCACGAAGAAGGUAUCAGCUCGGUCAAGAUAUACAUGACAUAUAAGGCACUGCAAUUGCGGGACAACGAGAUCUUAUCAAUCCUGCUUACCGCGCGGGCGCAUGAGAUACUCACCAUGAUCCACGCCGAGAACGGGGACGUGCUCGACUGGUUAACAGACCAACUAGAACUGGCUCAGAAGAUAAGUCCAAAAUACCACUCCAACUCGCGGCCGCCAAUCUUGGAAGCCGAAGCCACGAACCGGGCCAUCGCGCUCUCGUCGCUCGUCGCGAAUACACCCAUCCUGCUAGUCCACGUCAGCGACCCGCAAGCAGCCCUCCGGAUCCGCGAAGCGCAGACGCAGGGCCAGCCGGUCUUCGCCGAGACGUGCCCGCAGUACCUCUUCCUCACGCGCGACGACCUCGACCGCCCCGGGUUCGAAGGGGCGAAGUACAUAUGCUCGCCGCCGCCGCGCCGGAAGGAGGACCAGGGGGCUAUCUGGCGCGGCCUUCAAAACGGAACUUUCUCCGUGUUGAGUUCGGAUCACUGUCCGUUCAGCUUCGACGACGAGGAGAAGGGGAAGAAGUCGUGUAUCACGCGUGAACAUCCGGAGGGCCACUUUCGGCAUGUGCCGAACGGGUUGCCCGGAGUGGAGACGCGGCUCCCGCUCGUCGUGUCAGCGAGUAAGCUGAGGCUCACGGAAUUUGUGGCUGUGGCCUCGACGAACCCGGCGAAGUUGUAUGGGCUGUAUCCGAGGAAGGGGGCGCUGCUUCCGGGGGUUUCGGAUGCGGAUUUGACGAUUUGGUAUCCCGAGGGGAAGUUUGGGGGGGAUCUUACGUUGAAGAAUGAUAUGCUACACCAUGAUGCGGAUUAUACGCCGUACGAGGGUCGCAAGCUUGGGAAUUGGCCUAGGUAUACGGUGCUCAGGGGGAAGGUGGUCUGGGAUCGGGAUAAUGGUGGGGUCGUGGGAGAGAAGGGAUACGGCAAAUUUGUUAAGAGAGGGUCGGCCGUUGAUGUUUGGGAUAAGGUUGAUGAGGCUGGGUUUGAUUUGGAGGAGUUGUGAUACUGGAUAGUGGUUAUACUUCCCUUGAAAAGAAAUUCAUCUUGAAUUCAAGUCACUUAAAAAAUGGCACUAAAGCAGAAGUGAGUCCAGUAAAGGUACUGUAUCUGUACCUAGGUUGUUACCUGAGGCGCCUUAGUAGGAGUCGAGAUCGAUAAGAGGAUUGCCGGGUG
This is a messenger RNA of Annulohypoxylon truncatum, 1864 nucleotides long. RefSeq names its product D-hydantoinase. Bases 204 to 1694 code for a protein of 496 amino acids. Gene Ontology annotation, molecular function: hydrolase activity, acting on carbon-nitrogen (but not peptide) bonds. The transcript has 2 exons. The record is from RefSeq and is a predicted model, not a curated record. Gene Ontology annotation, cellular component: cytoplasm. NCBI's taxonomy places the organism in Eukaryota, Fungi, Ascomycota, Sordariomycetes, Xylariales, Hypoxylaceae.